Chara braunii is the source of this 2199-nucleotide messenger RNA. NCBI's taxonomy places the organism in Eukaryota, Viridiplantae, Streptophyta, Charophyceae, Charales, Characeae. The record is from the annotation of a GenBank genome assembly.
GCAUACAGAGCAGUCCACACUUCGUGGCCAUACGUCCGUUUGUGUCGGUGUCAGGCCAUCGUCAGCAGGCCGGCAGCAUGGAUGGAGUGCACCGUCCGCCGAUCGAUUGACAAGCACCUGCCCCGAAUGGAACGGAGUCGCAGUAGGGUCCCUGCGCAUCGACGGUACACUUCAUUCGAUGCCCAAAAGCACAACGCUGACCCAACCCGACCCUAGGGACGAUGGCACGUGCAGACCAACGGUGCGUCCAACACCCAGUGUGGAGAACAUCACACGAGGAGUGUCGAACAUGCGGGCACACAACGAUGGUGGCGACGACGAUGGUGGUGGUGGUGACGAUGCAGACGGGCGAUUCGGGGAAGACGUGGAGGCAGGGGACGACGACGACGACAUUCCUAUUCGGCCUUUGGGGAAGUUCGGCGGGAGGGGGAGAGGACGCAGCAGGGGUGCUGUUCGUGGUCGAUCCGUUGGCUGUGGGGCCAGAGGUGGCGUCAACGAUGACGGCGGGAAAUCUGCGACGUACUGGUCCCCGGAAGAGCAAAUCCAACUGGUGAGAUGCAAGCGGGAGUCGCCACGAAACAUGUCUACGCGAGGGAACACCCGUGGGAAGAAGCACGACGUGGUCCUCGACGAUAGCCAAGAGCAGGGAAGAGCACGGCGGCAGGCCCGGAAAGCGAAGAGGGUGCGUACGGAAGAUGCGUUGCCAAGGGUGCGUGGUCGUGGAGCGCAAGGUUGGGCAGGGGAAGCGGAAGGGGACUGUGAUGAUGAGUUCACGGUGGAGGAGGAGCAGGCGGAGGCGACAACGUCUGAAGUACGCGAGAGCGAUCGGCAACUCUCUUUUGAUCGCAUCGCUUCGAAGAGGAUGCAGACCCCUCCACACGAGGCGCAGCAACUGCGUGGCCGUGAAACACGGACAGAGAAGGCUCUCGUCGUCGAUCUUGGCGGCGAUGAUGACGAGCCCUUGGAGAGACGCUGCAUUCGCAUUCGUACGACGGCGACCCCACUGCCGGAGGUGGUCGUGCGGGUUGCUACAAACGAAAGGACAGUCACGAACAGGCUGCCCGCCACGCCGUCUCAGCCACGUCAUCGCAACGACGCUGGUGAUGGAGGGUCCGUUCAACGUGGUGGCGGGGGGGAAGUCGUGGCAGACGCGCACGAAGUUGGCGCCCAGGUGGCAGGUGCCGUGGGGGCGGUUGGUUCAGGCAAUGUGGGCGCCGUAGCGACUGGGAGGGAGGACGCAGCAGUUGUGGCGACGGCGAGAGAGGAGGCGCGUGGCGAGAGGAAAGUCGAGCGGGAGGCACGCGAGGCCGGUUCAAGCCGGCCACGAAGGAGUAUCAUGACGAAAGACCUCAUUGAUCGUGUCGUCCUUUGGGUCGAUGACAAAGCUUUCUGGACGACGGGGAGGGGCGAAGACUAUACAACAUCGAUCGUCGACCAAUCGCAGCUGCAGCAAGCGAUCUCCCCUGCGGCAACAGUGGAGAACGUUGCUCUGCGCAUCUUGCACGGAUGGGUAUUCAAGUCCGGAAAUCGGCCAAGGGGAUACCAUGUGGCUUUCCAAUACUCGCUGGAAUCCUUUGCGACGGACAUUGCGCGUGCCAUGUGGUACGGCGAGGAGUGGUGCGAGGUUGUCAGUCCGACGAUUUGCACGCACACGAUAGAUCUGUCCAUGGACCUACCGCUUUGGUUCGCCGGCGCCAACAUCGAGGACAGACCAGAGGACGACGACAUGACGGCGCACCAGGAGUCCACCGUCAUCUGCGUCGCGUAUGCAUUCCGCGCGGCCGUGCAAAUGGGGGCGCUCAUCGACGGCGAGUUCAUCUCGCACGAUCGUCUUUCUCGGGUGGCUGAUUGCUUCAGGCUGUUGUUGGCGGCGUGCAUGUGGAUAAUGCGCAUGGAAGAAGACGAUCCGCGCAGCCACUACGAGGCUUUCUACUUCGCGGACCUCGUGGCGAAGCCCACACUCGUCGCGACCAUGCAUCGCUCCUUCAAUCAUCGACGAUCCGUCGUCCACGCCGCGAAAGUCGUCACAAACAGGCUAGGGAAGGCGACCGCUACGUUCGGACAUUACCCCAACUACAUACCUCAAUGGGCGCCCUGCGGCAUUGCUUUCAGGCACGACGCGAGGAUAACGGGGCCGGAGGAUGCAAAGAAGCUAGAUUGGUAGGGUUCGGGCCCCCCUGAUAUAUGACAACAACGACG